Molecule: messenger RNA, 1302 nt
Organism: Striga asiatica
Lineage: Eukaryota; Viridiplantae; Streptophyta; Magnoliopsida; Lamiales; Orobanchaceae
Source: the annotation of a GenBank genome assembly
AUGGCAGCCACUCUUCAGUGUUGUGUCCCUAAAACUCAUCAUAAAAUGAUGAAUACUUACUGUUCUACAAUCACAGCUGAACCUGCAAAACCCAUCCUCCAUAAAUCAAUUAAUUAUCCUUUGCUGUCCAAAACUAGCUCACUAUCAUCCGCCUACCAUAAUUACUUGCAAGCUCCUCAGGCUCAGGCUGUGCCCAAGCCCAAACUAGAUAAUAUAGCAAGUGGCUGGAGAGAAAUUCAAGGGCUCAACAACUGGGAAAACCUUGUUUCACCCUUGCACCCUCUUCUCCGUGACGAGAUCAUUCGUUACGGUGAAUUGGUGAAAGCAAGCUACGAGGCUUUUGAUCUCGACCCCAACUCGAAAAGGUACUUGAACUGCAAGCACGGCAAGCAUAGCCUGUUGCAGCAAGUGGGGUUGGGUGAUUCAGGCUACGAGGUCACUAAAUACAUAUACGCAACAGCCCCACCAAUGAGUACUACGACUCAAAGUGGGCCCAGCAGAUGGGUCGGGUACGUAGCAGCCUCGGACGAUGAGUCUGUGAGCAGGCUCGGCAGACGUGACAUCGUCAUCGCAUUCCGUGGCACCGUCACCAAUGCCGAAUGGAUUGCCAAUCUAAAUACUUCCUUGACCCCUGCUCGCCUCAACCCUCACGACCCGAGGCCGGACGUCAAAGUGGAAGCCGGCUUCCUCAGCCUCUACACUACUUCGGACGAAAACAAGUUCGGGCUAACAAGUUGCCGAGAGCAGCUUCUGGCCGAGGUGUCGAGGCUACUGAACAAGCACAAAGACGAGGAGAUAAGCAUUACUCUUGCCGGCCACAGCAUGGGGAGCUCAUUGGCUCUUCUCCUAGCUUACGACAUAGCGGAGCUCGGCUUGAACAGGCCAUUUAAGGCUCCCAUCACGGUUUUCUCCUUUGGGGGGCCCAGAGUUGGGAACUCGAGGUUCAAAGAGAGGUGCCAAGAGUUGGGAGUCAAAGUGCUCAGAGUAGUGAAUGCCAAAGACCCCGUCACCAAGCUGCCAGGGAUUUUCUUCAAUAACGACAUGAUGAAUUUUAAUCAAUUACCUUGGAGCUGCUCUUGCUACGCGCAUGUUGGUGUCGAGUUGGUGCUCGAUUUUUUCAAGAUGCAAAACCCGUCUUGCGUUCAUGACUUGGCAAACUACAUUAAGUCAUUAUCCUGUCCGUCUCCGUCACCCAAAAAGAAUUUGUCGAAAAAGUCCACACGAUUCGUUGAGGGGCCAUGUUCGCAGUUGACAAAUGCAGCCACUAAUAUGUUGAAUAUGGUUCACGCGCAGUGGGCAUGA